UUUCAUUUCUCUGUGACUGCAAUUGUCCACUUUAUAUCCAGUGUUCCUCCACCAUGCCCUUAGAAUUGAACCCCGCAUUUGCCGAGACCGCCGACCCUCUCCUGAAGAUAUUGGCUGCCAGUCCAAAGCACGCAGUGCAUGAUAUCCACGCUCGCCGGAUAGGGAUCACUGCCCUGUAUGAUUCCGUCUUUGCGACAUUGCCCUAUGCCCGGGGAGUAGAACGGACGGUUCAUCAAGUCCGGUCGUAUGACGGAUGGACCAUUUCCGUCAAACGCUACUAUAAGAAGAACAACUCGUCCCCGGCACGUGGCCCAGCAAUCUUCCACGUGCAUGGAGGGGGGAUGAUUCAGGGCACGGUUGAUCUGUUCGACAAGGAGCUCGCCCUUCAAGUCGAGAAGAGCAACAUUCCGAUCUUCUCGGUAGAUUACCGGCUGGCACCCGAGUGUCCGCAUCCAACACCACUUGAGGAUUGCUAUGCUGGACUGGCGUGGCUCCAUCGGCAAGCAGCCCAUUUCCGGGUAGACAACAGCCGCAUUGCUCUCAUGGGGGAGAGCGCCGGGGGGUGCCUUGCUGCGGGCAUUGCUAUGCUGGCCCGGGAUAGGGGCUUAUCCCCGCCUCUCGCGAAGCAGGCUCUGUUUGACCCGAUGUUAGAUGAUAGAAAUACCGUCCCAAAUCCUGCGCUGGAGCCUUUCGCUACGUGGACUUACGAGGACAAUCUCACUGGCUGGACUGCCCUGUUGGGACAAGAUAUCGGGACGGACAAUGUCUCGCCAUACGCUGCGCCUGCCCGAGCCACCAACCUGGAAGGCUUGCCGCCAACGUACAUCGACGUAGGCGAGCUGGACAUCUUUCGUGACGAAGCUAUCGCCUUCGCGGCGAAGCUCGCAACUGCCAAUAUCAGCUUGGAAUUGCAUGUGUACCCGGGUCUGCCUCAUGUUUUCGAGAUCUAUGCACCAGACUGUGAACCCUCUCAGAGGGCCCUCGAAAAUCGAUCCAAGUUCCUUGCCAGCCUAUAAUGCUGCAUGCGGGGACUCGGAUGGCGUGUUUAUGCCACUGAGAACCGAGUCGUUUGACCAGACCAGCCAUAAUCGAUGGACAAAAUAACAUGUGUUGUGUGCACAAUCAUUGGAGCGGUAUGGAAUUGACUAGAAUGGAUUCUAGGUUGGCUGUCGAGAGAGUGCGUCAUCCGGAAGAGCGGAGUGGCUGAGCGCCAGAUGCAAUAAAAGAUGGUCAGAGCUUCCAGCUAAGAGGAUGUAUGUACUGGGUAUCGGUCUAACACGGCUACUGUAGGCAGAAGAAAAUUGUACGUAUGUACUAGGACAAAUGAUUG
Molecule: messenger RNA, 1330 nt
Organism: Aspergillus uvarum CBS 121591
Lineage: Eukaryota; Fungi; Ascomycota; Eurotiomycetes; Eurotiales; Aspergillaceae
Product: alpha/beta hydrolase
Exons: 1
Coding region: 54-1016 (320 amino acids)
Molecular function (GO): hydrolase activity
Source: RefSeq, a predicted model, not a curated record